Molecule: messenger RNA, 1383 nt
Organism: Penicillium bovifimosum
Lineage: Eukaryota; Fungi; Ascomycota; Eurotiomycetes; Eurotiales; Aspergillaceae
Exons: 4
Coding region: 1-1383 (460 amino acids)
Source: RefSeq, a predicted model, not a curated record
AUGGCAUUCGAUCGUCUAGUCCAGGUAUACCGGUCAUGCCUUUUCCAAAUUGUGAUUGUUGGAAUAGUCGCGUUCUGCGAACCUGGCAUUUGGACUGCUCUCAACAACCUCGGAGCUGGAGGUAACGCUAAGCCCUAUCUGAACAAUGCCGCCAAUGCCUUGACAUAUGGGCUUAUGUCGGUGGGCUGCUUCCUCGCUGGUGGAGUCACCAACAAGAUCACCGCUAAAUGGACACUGUUCAUCGGAGCCGCAUUCUAUACCCCCUAUGCUGCUGCUCUGUAUUGCAAUAACCGUUACGGCAACGAAUGGUUCCUCUUGCUCGGAGCCGCAUCUUGCGGAAUUGGCGCAUCUCUUCUAUGGGCCAGUGAGGCUGCUAUUGCCGUUGGUUAUCCCGAGGAAGAGAAGCGAGGACGCUACGUUGGAAUCUGGAUGGGUAUUCGCCAAAUGGGACCUCUCGUUGGAGGUGCCAUCUCUCUUGCUCUCAAUGUCAACACUGCAGAGGUUGGCAAGGUCACUUAUACCACAUAUCUCGGCCUUGUCGCCAUCUCAUCCCUCGGAGCUCCCUUCUCACUGCUGCUGUCACAGCCGCAGAAGGUUAUCCGAAGCGACGGCACCAAGAUCCCGUACAUGAAGAAGACAAGCUUGCCUAUUGAAGCUCGCGCGAUCUGGAAGCAGAUCAAGAACAAGUACAUGCUGUUGCUCAUCCCGGUCUUCGUCGCCGGACAAUUCGGCACAACCUACCAAGGAAACUACCUGACAACAUACUUCACCGUCCGCUCCAGAGCCCUCGCCUCUUUCCUGACAGCCAUCGUUGGCGUCACCGCCAACUUGACCACGGGCGCCAUUCUCGACCUGAACUAUUUCCCCCGCAAAACCCGCUCAAAAGCCAUGUACCUGAUCAUCCUCUUCUUUGUCACCGCAGCAUGGACCUGGUGCGCUGUCAUCCAGGCCAAACUCGCCCGCAUGGACAAGCCACCCGCCUUCGACCUGGGCGAUGGCCACUUCUUCAACUCAGCCUUCACCGUCUACCUGUUUUUCAAAUUCUUCUACGAGGUGCUGCAGACCUACAUCUACUGGCUGAUGGCCGAGAUCAAGGGCGCACAGGGAGACGGCGAUAUCGCACGAACCACUGGCAUCCUGCGCUCCUGGGAGUCCAUUGGCAGUACCAUUGCCUAUGCUGUCGGCGCUACCCACUGGCCGAACCAGAACCAGAUGGCGCUGGGCUUCGCGUUGUGGGCUUUCACUGUCCCGUUCACAUUGCUGGCGGUGUUUGGUAACUGGAAUGUCGAUACCACUGAGGUGUCGGUCGAAUCGGAAACGGAUGAGAGCUCGCUUGAGGCUCAGACUGAGAAGGUGGCUAUCUCCGCUGAGGGGAAGAAUUGA